Molecule: messenger RNA, 393 nt
Organism: Ogataea haglerorum
Lineage: Eukaryota; Fungi; Ascomycota; Pichiomycetes; Pichiales; Pichiaceae
Exons: 1
Coding region: 1-393 (130 amino acids)
Source: RefSeq, a predicted model, not a curated record
AUGCCGUUCGAGGACCUCGACGUGGUCUCAAGGGAGAUAGAAAGCCUGCUUAGCCAGGACAGCGACGAUAGCGAGGCUCCGGCGGAUCUGCCAGACAUGAGGAAUUUAUCGGACCAGCUACCCACAGAGCUUCCGAGCCCUCUUGUUACUCCUGAAAUCGGCCGCGGCGCCCGACUGCCGACGUCCGUUCGUCAGUUUUCGUCGGCCUCGACGUCAGAACGUAGCCAGGCCUUGUCAAACGCUAAAUUCAAGCUACCGCUGCCGGCAAUCGUGGACGAGAAGGUGGAUAUGGCAAGGAGCGGGGACGAGAUGGGAGAGAUAAGUGCGUCGAAAGUGCUGAUGCUAUUGAAGAGCGACGAAAAACGAACGAGUAUUGAGAGUUUACUGAAUUAA